Stomoxys calcitrans (stable fly) is the source of this 1359-nucleotide messenger RNA. RefSeq names its product trypsin alpha-4. Gene Ontology annotation, molecular function: serine-type endopeptidase activity. The record is from RefSeq and is a predicted model, not a curated record. NCBI's taxonomy places the organism in Eukaryota, Metazoa, Arthropoda, Insecta, Diptera, Muscidae. The transcript has 2 exons. Gene Ontology annotation, biological process: proteolysis. Bases 7 to 1359 code for a protein of 450 amino acids.
CGAGCAAUGUUCCUUAAAAGUUUUGUAGUUUGUAUUCUAAGCCUUUGGUUGUGCAGUGCGAGUGCAGCAAACAAUGGAACUGUUGCUGUUGGACGCAUUGUAGGUGGUCAGCUGACAACCAUCUCCAGUGUGCCAUAUAUGGUGCAGCUUUUGAAGAGAGGUACCUUCACCUGUGGCGGAGCUUUGGUGGCGCCCAACUUUGUUUUAACUGCAGCACAUUGUUGUGAGGAUACGAAUCCUGCUGAUUUCACAGUAGUAACAGGAGCCACUAAACUCACGGACACAGGUGUCAAAAGCAAAGUUUCCAAAUUGCUAAUGCCUGCAACAUGGAAUCCAACUACUAUGCAUAUGGAUAUUGCUCUACUGAAAUUGGCUACCCCCAUAACAAGUGGAGCCGCGAAAACUGUGGGUUUCUAUACGGGCAGUUACACAGCAGGCACCCAGGUCCAAGUCUCCGGUUGGGGUCGCACCAGUGAAGGUGGCAGCAUUUCACAGCAAAUACGCACUGUCCGAGUGCCCAUCAUUAACAAGAGUACAUGCACAAGUCAAUAUCGUGGUGUGAUCGCUCUUACGAAAACCAUGUUUUGUGCUGGCAAUCCUGGCUCCAAGGACUCAUGCUCAGGCGACUCGGGCGGUCCAGUAAUAUGCAAUGGCGCGGUAUGCGGUGUUGUCUCCUUUGGUGUUGGCUGUGCCCGAGUGGGUUUUCCUGGCGUUUACACCGAUACAAAGGCAUCGAAGAUCUGGAGAAUGGGAGGUUUCACUUGUGGCGGCUGCUUGAUUGCAAAACACUUGGUGCUCACCGCAGCCCAUUGUGUUGAUGGUGCGAGACCAUCCGAUUUUACUGUUGUCACAGGAGCCACCAAGCUAACGGACACAGGCGUCAGAAGUAAAGUUUCCAAAUUUUUCUUGCCACCCAGCUGGGAUCCAGAUACCAUGAAUAUGGAUGUGGCCAUACUCAAAUUGACCACUCCCAUUACCACGGGUAGCGCAAAACCUACCACUUUCUAUAAUGGCACCUUAAGCGCCGGCAUGGAAGUACAAGUGUCCGGUUGGGGUCUGACCAAAGAGAGUGGUAGCAUAUCCCAACAAAUACGUAGCGUGAAGUUUCCAAUCAUCAACAAGAGUACGUGUACAAAACAAUACAAGGAUGUCAUUCCAAUCACAAGUAUGAUGUUUUGCGCUGGCAGUCCCGGUUCAAAGGAUUCAUGUUCCGGCGAUUCGGGUGGUCCUGUCAUUUACAAAGGCUUGGUAUGCGGUAUUGUCUCGUUUGGUGUGGGAUGUGCUCGUGUGGGUUUUCCUGGAGUUUAUAGUGAUACGAAAGCCACAAGAGCUUUUAUCGAUAGCGCUGUGAAGAAAUAA